Messenger RNA from Panicum virgatum (switchgrass), 3950 nucleotides. RefSeq names its product putative disease resistance protein RGA3. Gene Ontology annotation, molecular function: ADP binding. The transcript has a single exon. The record is from RefSeq and is a predicted model, not a curated record. Lineage: Eukaryota; Viridiplantae; Streptophyta; Magnoliopsida; Poales; Poaceae. Bases 2281 to 3804 code for a protein of 507 amino acids.
ACGCUUGCCUCCGCGAUCCUCUGCGACCUCAUCAGCCGAUCCGUUACUUUCGCCCUUGACAGGUGCUGCCACCGGUGGCGCAAGGCCGGCGGCAUGGAUGACGCCCCGCAACGGCUGCGCCGCGUGCUUCUACGAGUUCAGGCCGUCGUCGAGGAGGCCGACAGGCGGCGCGUCACCAACCAGGCCAUGCUCCGGCAGCUUCAGCUGAUGAGGGAAGGCGUGUACAGAGGCUACUACCUGCUCAGCGCCAUCAAGCGCCAAGGCGUUCACGACGAGGUCGGGAGUCUUCGCGAUCGCUCGUCGUUCGCCACGUCCCUGUUCAAUCCGGCGAAGCGCUUGUGCACGGUCUCGGCCAGGACGACGCCGGCGAGCACGGCGCCUGAAGACACCGGACGCGAGGAGGGCGUGGAGGUGGAGGCGGAGCUGCAGGAGGUGCUCGCCGGCCUAGAGCGCAUGGCCAGCGACAUGAAGGAGCUCGUCGUGUUCUUGAGCAGCUACCCUCCGGCGCGUCGCGAGCCUUACAGCGGGCACCUGUGGCUGGAGAACCGCAUGUUCGGCCGCGAGGCAGAGCAGGAGAAGAUCAUCCACUUCUUGCUGGGACCAGAGCCUGCAGGCGCCGAAGAUCUGGGCGUGCUUCCAGUGAUCGGUCGACCAAGAGUUGGCAAGAGCACCCUCGUCGAGCACGUCUGCUUGGACGAGCGUGUGCGCGGGCACUUCUCCCUGAUCGUCUUCCUCAGCCAAGGCGACAUCGAGGACGGAAAACUAUCGCCUCAUCUGGAAGAGAACGGCACAAUCAAGUACCGGGAUCUCGACCCGGCCAGGAAAUCGCUGGUUGUUAUCGAGCUAGUUGGGGACGUGGAUGAGAACACAUGGUGGGGAAGAACACUGUCGGUACUGCGAGGACGACGCACCACGCCGGUCAGCAGAAUCAUAGUCACAAGUCGAUCAGAGAAGAUUGCAAGUUUUGGGACAACACAAGCUCUGGAGCUGAAAUCUCUGCCUCGAGAAGCCUACUGGUACUUCUUCAAGACGAUCGCGGUCGGGAGCACGGGUGCGGAGGAUCAGCCGGAGCUAGCAUCUGUGUGCAUGGAGAUGGCGGACCUGCUGAAUGGAUGCCUCAUAGCGGCCAAUUUGUUAGGUGGCAUGCUGAGGGCCAACCCCUGUCCUCAGUUUCGGCGAAGGGUUCUCAGCGUCGUCAGACACUACAUAAAAAUGCAGCUCCUUCACUUUGGUGAGCAUCCAUCCGAUCUCCUACUGAUGAAUGGUCGGCCCAUAUACCUUUGGAGAUUAUCCAAGGCUGAUACCGUGCUCACUGCUCACCAUACCUACCAAGCGUCUUCAUCCCAGGAGCAUGAUCUGCCCAAGAUAACCCUGAACGAGUUGCAGGUUGGAAGUGCAAGGCCUCGAGGGAAGUUUGAGGUCGUAGGUUGGAGGUCUCGCAUACCACCCUACUACAGCUACUUGAUGAGUUGUGAGGUGCAGACAUUGCCGUCGUUCCUCCGUGUGCCUCGCAUGAACAAGCAAAUCCAGCGCCGGCGGCAGCCACGACUGAAUUCGGUGUGAAUCUUAUGUUCAUCCGGUAUGGCUCUGUAUGUUUUAGAGAUCUCUAUGUUUUAUCCAUCCAGUAAUCACUAUAAAGCACUAGCAAUCAUGAAGGUGUUCUGCUUUGUGAUCAUGCGUGUUCUUCUCUGUAAUAACAGAUUAACUGCAACUUGGCUAUUGUUUUUAUGGAAGCAGUAAAGUAAUUCCAACCGCAGGGACUGACUAUUGAGGCACGGCUUGACUGACCUGCAGAUCAAUGCCGGUCUAUCACGCUUUCCUUUUCAAUCUUUUCCUCUGACAGCCUUGCAAUGGAGUCGCUUCUUUCUGCAAUCGCAUGCGAUCUCCUUGGCAGGGCCCGGUCCAUCGUGAUCCGGAGGAGGCACAGACGGUUGAACGCUUCUAGGCAGAAGAGUCAAGAGCACAUGCUCAAGCAGCUGAUCAGUGUGCAGAGUCGAGUCAAAUAUGCCAAUAAACCAACCUAACCGAAGCUGUUAGACUUAGAUCCAUUCCACCUGGAUUGGAAUUAUAAGGCUCGAUUGACUUCUAAAUCAAAGCCUUUUAUUUAUUUAUGGCAAAAAAUAAAUCUCUGCAUUUCGCUGCCCUUCUUUUCAUCGUUUGCAGGCAGCCAAGGACAUGUGCGCAUAAAUCUACCCACCAGUUGACCCGUGCUCCAUUCUCCAUUGCGGAUACCCACCGGCCACCACCAAAUCUUCUCUCUCGUGGUCGUGGAGUCCAGCAAUGGAGCCCCUUCUUUCCGCGAUCAUGAGCGAUCUCCUGGGCAGAGCCCUUUCCGUGGUGAUACAGAGGUACGGGCCAUCCAAGGCAGAAGAGACGGAGCACAAGCUCCAGCGGCUGCGGCGCGUGCUGCUCCGGAUCGACGCCACGGUCGAGGAGGCCGAGGGGCGGCACAUCACCAACCAGGCGAUGCUCCGGCUGCUCGACAUGCUCAGGCAAGGCAUGUACGACGGCCACUACGUGCUAGAUACCAUCAGCUACAGAUGCCACGGCGAGGUGAGCAGCGGUGGCCGCGAUGUUGUCUUGUCCCGACUCAGUUCAGCCAAGCGUCUCCUCUCCUUCCCCGUCAGCAGCAGCAGCAGCAGAAGCAACCUGCAGAGCACCGUGCUCGACGCUGAAAGCCUGAAGAACAUGGAGAAGAUGCUCGACGGCCUUGAGACGCUGAUGGGCGACAUGGUGGAGUUCGCCGUGUUCCUGGAGGGGUACCCUCGCAUCCCCCGGCAGCCGUACAGCGAGCACUUGGUCCUUGACAAGGUCAUGUUCGGCAGGCAGAUGGAGAAGGAGGCGAUCAUUGAUUUCCUGCUCCGGCCAGAGGCUGCGGGCGACGGGAAUCCAGGGGUGCUUCCGAUCGUGGGCGCGGCGAGGAUCGGCAAGAGCACGCUAGUUGAGCAUGUCUGCCUCGACGAGAGGGUGCGCGGCCACUUCUCCUCGAUCGUCUUCUUCGGCGGAGACGACCUUGGCGCUGACAACAUGGCUGCUCUCGGACGAAGUGGUGUGAUCAAGCAUCAGGAUCUCACCGCCGCCUCCCGUGGGAGGUCACUUGCUGUCAUUGAACUAGCCGGGGACAUGGAGAUGGAAGAGGAGGCAUGGAGGAAUCUGUACUGCUCUGCAGCGAGAAGCAUGGGGCGCGGGGGCAGCAAGAUUAUAAUCACAAGCCGGUCGGAGAAGAUAGCAGCUCUUGGCACCGCGCCAGCUCUCAGACUGAAGUCUCUUACUCAAGAAGCUUACUGGUACUACUUCAAGACGCUCGCCUUCGGGAGCACGAACCCUGACGACCAACCAGAGCUCGCGUCACUAGCCAUGGAGAUCGCGGCGCUGCUGGACGACGGCACGUUCCUGGGAGGAAACAUAGUGGGGAGUUUGAUGAGAGCCAACCAGGACGUUCAGUUCUGGCGCAGGGUGCUCCAGUGCUCGAGAGAUUUCACGAGGAAGUACCUCCUCACGUAUGGGAAGCACCCGAAAGACCUCUUGGAGAGAGGGCAUCCCGUGUACGCUUGGAGCAUGGCGAGGAGCCAGCACGCCGUUGUGAUCUACAACAUUUACCAGGAGCGUACUAGGGAGCAGGGUGUCCCCGAGCUAACAGCACAUGAUAUCAUAGCUGGGCGUGCUCCGCUUCAGGGGAAGUUCAGAGUAGUUGGGUGGAGGUCUAGCAUACCCCCUUACCACACCUGCAUGUUCAGUUGUGCGUCGCAAACGGCCGGAUGCUCCACAGUCACAAAGAAGCGCCCUAGGAAGAUGAUGGUUUGACAUGAACUUGUUCGGGUAGUCUCAUACCAACAUGUAAUGCUUUUUAGUUGUAAAUGAAAUCCUUGUAAAGUUUGGACGUUGGAGUAGAGUAUUUGUUUACAGAAUAAAAAACUUACAGAAUAAAAAACUAGUCCAAUUAGCAUUAA